UAGGGCGUGUCUAAUGAAUAUUCAAUGCGUUUACGUUCUCGCCGUCCAUUGGCUAAGGCUGUGGCUGCUGAAUAAUUAAGUAGAAUUCGUAACUGCGUUCGCUUGUGACGUCAUCCCCCCGGCUCUGCGUGUCAGUUUUACGCUGCUGUCUCGUGAAUGGGUCAAGACUAAACAAACCGAAAGCGGUCUCGGUUUUAAACGGGUUGCCCCAUGUCCCUCCGUUCAUUCUGGACUGUCAGAUAACGGACCCGUCUCGAGCAGACAGACCAACAGCUCUCAAAUCUGGGGCUUUGAUCACUGAGUCCUUGGGCAUUGGAAGCGAACCAUUUCUGCUGAACCAGCUGUUUAGACCCAAAGAACAACUUCUGUAGAAAGUAGAUGAGCAUCAGAGCUCGACGUGUUGCUGGUAGAGUCAUGACCCUGAGACCAGCCAAUGGCUGCAGACAGCUGACCUUGACCUUUGGCCUGACCCUGACUCUAGGCCUGCUGCUGUGGCCAGUAGGAGAUGUCAGUGGUCAGGAUGGACCGUCUCCUGCGCAGAUCCUUCAGGAGCUACUGACACGUUAUGGAGACAACACCAGCAUCUCCGUCCCUCAGCUCCGAGCGCUCCUCGUGCGCUUAAACGGAGGCCAGAGCGGUGACCAUGAUGCACAAACACAGCCCACCAAAACCAAUGCAUCUCAGUGCUUGGCUGCAGACACUCUGGCAGCGUAUGGGAUGAGCGAACAGUCCCGUAUAGAUGAACGAGGCCUGCAGGAAAUCUGCCCUACCAUGAUACAGCAGCUGGACACACAAGCGUGUAAGACCCAACAGGACCAAGAGGCAGAGACCAGCCCCAGACCCACUGAUGCUGAGGUGUGGGGGUAUGGGUUCCUCUGUGUGACCGUGAUAUCUCUGUGUUCACUGGUCGGGGCGAGUGUGGUUCCCUUCAUGAGGAAAACCUUUUACAAGCGGUUGCUGCUGUACUUCAUAGCCCUGGCCAUUGGUACUCUGUACUCCAACGCACUCUUUCAACUAAUCCCAGAGGCCUUCGGAUUCAACCCCAUGGAGGAUUAUUAUGUGCCUAAGUCUGCCGUCGUGUUUGGAGGAUUCUACCUGUUCUUCUUCACAGAGAAAGUCCUGAAGAUGAUCUUAAAGCCAAAGGACAGGGAAGGGCAUGGCCACGGCCACAGUCACUUUCCCGCGGAGCGCUAUGCCAGCUCUAAUGGAGAUCUGGAGGAUGGUGUGAUGGAGAAACUGCAGAAUGGAGAGACUGGAGGAGCAUCUGUAGCCAGAGCCGAAGCAGAUGUCGGAGGACUCGGAGAAGACGACAAAAUUCUCAGCACUGGCCAGACAGUACAGGACUCUCAGAGCUCGGGUGGAUGUUAUUGGCUGAAGGGCAGGGGUUACUCUGACAUCGGGACUCUGGCGUGGAUGAUCACUCUGAGCGACGGUCUUCAUAAUUUCAUCGAUGGUUUGGCCAUCGGAGCCUCCUUCACUUCAUCUGUGUUUCAGGGCAUCAGUACUUCGGUGGCGAUUCUGUGUGAGGAGUUUCCACACGAGCUGGGUGAUUUUGUAAUCCUGCUAAACGCUGGCAUGAGCAUCCAGCAAGCGCUCUUCUUUAACUUCCUGUCAGCGUGCUGCUGUUAUCUGGGCAUGGGCUUCGGCAUCCUGGCCGGGAACAACUUCUCUCCUAACUGGAUCUUUGCUCUGGCCGGAGGCAUGUUCCUCUACAUCGCGCUGGCUGAUAUGUUUCCGGAGAUGAAUGAGGUGAGUCGUGAGGAAGAGGAGGCCGGAGGAAGUGGCUCUCUGUUAACGUUUGCCAUCCAGAACGCAGGGCUGCUCACAGGGUUUGCCAUCAUGCUUGUGCUGACCAUCUACUCUGGACAGAUACAGCUGGGAUAACAGAGGACCUGCACACAGACAGUAUCUCGAACGCUGACUGGUGCCCAGCUGGACUAGGUCAUGACAGUAAUGGGAUUGUUUUGGCCAUAGUUUGGGCUCCGAGUAAACCCUGGACUGUUAAAAUGAGGCAAGAGUUGACUGACCUGUGAACUCCGCUUUAGAUUCGUUUAAAAAUCUGACGUUCUUUUGCCUCCAAGACUUCCAUUUGAUUUUUAAUGUAUUUAAUUUUCAACAAAAAAAGACUCUUUCCUUCAGAGACCGUGAGCUGGAUGGGAUGAAAACUUGACUCGUUUUACUGACGCUUACAUUUUUUAAAUGUAUGUUUUUUCUAUGCUUCAUACCAAAUGUUUGUUUAUUCAAAACAAAAACAUAAUAAAACCCCAAAAAACAUAGAUAUAGAGUAGUUGUUCCGCCCUUAUAUUUCUACUAAACUGAACGUUAUAUAGGUCACUUUAAUCAAAGGUUACUGUGCACUGUUGUGUAACUAGAGUUUAGUUUGGACACAAAGCGAUGUCUGUUCACUAAUAUAUCCCUGUUUGAUUUCCCCCCUCAAUGCCAUUCCAUAACAGCACGUGAAACACUAAAGCACUCAGUGUUUAUUUUUUUAUGUCAAGCAGAGACCAAGGUUCUUCCAGACAAUAUUCCUUUAACUUGUUCAUAUGUCCACAAUAAGUGGUGCAUGCUUUUAAAUCAUUGCUUUUUGCUUUUAAUUAUGAUAGUUCCUCUUAUAAUUAUAAAACACCUAUUUUCCACAUCCUUUCGUCUUGAUCUGAAUGCAGUACUCCUCAUAAUUAGGAAAUGUGUGUAAAAGCAUUGUAGUGAUUUAUAUACAAUAAUCCGAUCAUUCCUUACAACUUUCCUUUAUAAUUAAUUGCACCACAGCACAAUUCUUAGAGCUCUUUGCUAAUGAAGCAUCUGGACUGACAGAAAUCAUUUUGAAUAUUAGUGGAUUUUAAGUCGAAGUGUGUAAUUGCUCCAGCGCUAGUUAAAUCAAACUAGCAAAUGAUUUCCUAAUCGUU
Carassius auratus (goldfish) is the source of this 2903-nucleotide messenger RNA. RefSeq names its product zinc transporter ZIP14. Gene Ontology annotation, cellular component: plasma membrane. The transcript has 10 exons. Gene Ontology annotation, molecular function: zinc ion transmembrane transporter activity; monoatomic cation:bicarbonate symporter activity. Bases 379 to 1884 code for a protein of 501 amino acids. Lineage: Eukaryota; Metazoa; Chordata; Actinopteri; Cypriniformes; Cyprinidae. Gene Ontology annotation, biological process: zinc ion import across plasma membrane; intracellular monoatomic cation homeostasis. The record is from RefSeq and is a predicted model, not a curated record.